This is a messenger RNA of Parnassius apollo (apollo), 1107 nucleotides long. NCBI's taxonomy places the organism in Eukaryota, Metazoa, Arthropoda, Insecta, Lepidoptera, Papilionidae. The record is from the annotation of a GenBank genome assembly.
UUGCCAGCCGCUUGGGAAGAGGAUGUCCGUGCUAAUUUGGCUAAACAUAAACAGAAAGUUGCUAUAUUGAGGGAAGAAUUGGAGAAGGAAGAAUUUUAUGUAGAGUAUUUGGAAACUUUAUUGUCAGAUGUGGAAAAACACAAAGCAGCUGCUGAAGGUAACAAGGCGGCGCCGCCCUCUGGUACAGACGCAAAUGACGAUAAGACUUCUGAUAGCAAACAGGAAUCAAAUACAGAUUCAUUGUCAAAAAAGAGUGAAAUUAGUUUAGCAAGUAGUAAUAAUGAAGAAUUAACUAAUGAGCCCCUUGAGAAUGAAGAAGUGCAUCUUAGACCUAAGCCUGUACAUAUUGGUGAAAGAAGCUCUGUGAAUCAAUGCAUAAAUGAGCUUUCUUCUAAUCUAGCUGUUGAAGCUCGAAGAAGGUGUAAUAGUGAAGUAGUACAGAGAACUGAACCUGAUAAGAAUAGUGAUGUAGCAGGAGAACAAAAAAUUCAAACUCAAGCUAAAAACCGUCCAACAUCCCAAGGUGGAGAUUUUGUAACAGUAAUUGAGGUAAAUGGAUUAAAAGUUGCAGAAAAUGCACCUAAAAAGGCUGACGAGUCCCCUCAGUCACCUGAGAGUACUACUGCAGAUUCAGCAAUCGCUACAAAAAAGAAAGUACCGCCUAAACCUCCACCGAAAGUAUUCAGCAAACGUGGUGCGUCGUUACCAGAGACGGGUUUAGAAGACAGUCCCCCUUCAUCACUUGGGCGAAGACUACGCAAUGCUGAUUCCCGAGAGUCCAUCGCCAGCCGAGCAUCUACUCCCUCAAUCAGCGAAAGAGUGAAAAGCUAUGAAUCAAUAAACUCUUUAUCUUCUGAACGCAAGAGAUCUGGAGGUGCUGCAACUCCUCGUUCAAUUGAUGAAGAAAUAACAUCUACAACACCUGAUUUACCUGAAGGAAACGAUGUCGACAAAUCAGCGCCUGUUUCGCUUGAGAGUAUCCCAGCUGCUGUACCCACAGUUGAAGACGAGCCAUAUUAUGAUCAAGUACCUGUAGAUAUCAAUGAUGGAGAAUACGUUUAUAUACAAGCGGCAAUAAUACGUACCGUGACUUUAAGAUCUGCUUAA